Medioppia subpectinata is the source of this 1187-nucleotide messenger RNA. Lineage: Eukaryota; Metazoa; Arthropoda; Arachnida; Sarcoptiformes; Oppiidae. The record is from the annotation of a GenBank genome assembly.
CAAAAUUCUAAACUUUUUUGUAUUUAUUUCUCAACGAAUCGAUGAAUUGAAGGACAAAUCCAAGCGAUUAGUUGUUAUCAUCUGUUUAUAUAUGAUAUCGUCAUUUGAUCCACACUUUGGACACCAUUUUAUGCACACUUCUGGUCAUGUCUUCAGAUAUGUUUCGUUUCGACAAUAAAGUGUUUGAAAACAUAAAUAUUAAUACAUAUAAUGUAAAAGUGAUGUCCAAUGGUCUCACACAACGGUUCCAUCAGUUGGACACCGAGUCGACGAUUAAAGAACUGUUGUUUGCCAUCAGGAGUAUAGAUCUGACCACUCUUUCUGGCGAUGACACCGACGCAAAUGUUCAGCGCCUUUGCUGUCGAGCUCUUCAGCCGUUGAGAAGCCAUUUGAUGGACUAUUUAAAAGCCAAUCACACGCUAUCACCGGAGGAACCGCUGACAACAGCCGCUGUCUGUGUCUACCCGUCGCGAGCGGCCGACUGUGUGCAGGCGUUUGAGAGAUUGGCCACCAAUUCAUCGGCCAGUAAUGCGGUGUCCAUCGCAUGUGUGGCCACAGGAUUUCCUUCGGGUCAGUACUCUCUGGAGACACGACUCGCGGAGAUUGAGUUCGCCGUCAAGUGUGGCGCCCAUGAGAUCGAUGUAGUGGUCGACCGCUCGCUCGCACUCAAUGGCCUCUGGAAUCAAAUGAGUGACGAAUUGAUUCAAAUGAAAGACUUGUGCGACAGAAGUGGCGCUCAUCUCAAAGUGAUUAUCAGCGCCGGAGAGUUGGGUUCACUCGACAACGUCUACAAAGCGAGUAUGACUGCUAUGCUAUCGGGCGCUCACUUUAUCAAGACAUCGACUGGAAAGGAGACACUGAACGCAACGCUUCCAAUAGGUGUGGUUAUGACCCGCGCUAUCGGCGACUAUUAUCGCAUGACUGGCCGUCGGGUGGGCUUCAAAGUGGCCGGUGGUCUGAAGACGGGUCAGGACGCCAUCGAUUGGAUCGGUUUAGUGAAGAGUCAAUUGGGAGACCAAUGGCUGAACAGAGAUCUGUUCCGAAUCGGCGCCUCUUCUCUACUCAAUGACAUCGAAAACUGUUUGUUUCGUUUGGUUUAUAAGAGGGAACCAAAACAUUACGAGUUAUCUCUUUAACUGUUAAUCUCUUUAUUGGAUCUUUAAUUACAAUAUUAUUAAAUUUAUAAU